AAAGGGUUUAGAUGCAAAUCAGCCUCUUGGAAUAAAUAGCUCUGCACUUCUCUCUGCUUCUGCGAAGUUCAGGAGAAAUUUUCUUUCGCCCUCAAUUUCCCCACGGAAAAGUAACUGAUUUUUUCUUCUUCUUCUUUUCGUUCUUUGGCGAAUGGAUUCGUCGUAUCAAUUUUAAACCACGCCGGCAUCCGACGAAAUUUGCCAAAUUCCCUCGCUGAACUAAGCAAAUCGAGGGUGAAGGCCUAGAAGGUUGCUGAUUUCAAUCUGCUUUCUUGAACGUGUGACAUUGCUGAAGACCAACUGGCUUGCUAGGAGCCUAGAGCUGCCUAAAGCGUACCAGAAUUUCCGUCAUCUCUUGCCCUGACUUGCUGAUCAUAAUGGGAUGGGGAAACAUCUUAGCCAGGCGCCUCAAAGUUUUUUCCUUGGGAUUGUUUAUCUACUUUGACUAUAAGGCUGUUCAGAAGCGAGUUCAAUGGGUAAGCACUGUUAAACAGCACGCCAUAUGGACAAAAACACACGAGCGAAAUGCUCGUCGUGUUCUCAACCUGAUGAUUGAGUUAGAAGGUCUAUGGGUGAAACUCGGGCAGUAUUUGUCCACAAGAGCUGAUGUGCUUCCUGAACCCUACAUAAAUGUCCUCAAGCAGUUGCAGGACUCGCUUCCUCCACGCCCUUUUGAAGAGGUUCGUGGAACCAUAGAGAAAGAACUUGGAAAAUCCAUGAGUGAUCUAUUUGCUGCCUUUGUCCUAGACCCUCUUGCAACUGCAUCAAUAGCACAAGUCCAUCGUGCAACUCUGGUAGAUGGCAGAGAUGUAGUUGUGAAAAUUCAGCAUGAUGGUGUCAAAGAGACCAUCUUGGAGGAUUUGAAAAAUGCAAAAACAUUGAUUGAAUGGAUAGCGUGGGUAGAACCUCAGUAUGAUUUUAAUCCAAUGAUUGAUGAAUGGUGCAAGGAGGCACCAAAGGAACUUGAUUUCAACCAUGAAGCAGAGAACACGAGGACCGUCUCCAGGAAUCUUAGUCGCAAAACUGACUGCGGGGGUGGCAAUGUUUCCAGUGCUGUUGAUGUACUGAUUCCAGAAGUUAUUCAGUCAACCGACAAGGUUCUAAUUUUGCAAUAUAUGGAUGGGAUUCGCUUAAAUGACAAUGAUUCAUUGGAAAUAUAUGAUGUUGAUAAGAAAAAACUUGUUGAAGAGAUAACCCGAGCAUACGCUCAUCAAAUAUACAUCGAUGGCUUCUUUAACGGCGAUCCUCACCCUGGCAAUUUCCUUGUGAGCAAGGAACCUCCUCAUAAACCCAUUCUCCUUGACUUUGGGCUCACUAAACGCAUAUCAAAAUCUAUGAGGCAGGCACUAGCAAAGAUGUUUUUGUCAUGCGCUGAGGGAGAUCAUGUGGCACUGCUGUCAGCAUUUGCAGAGAUGGGGCUUAAACUGAGGGUUGACAUGCCUCAGCAGGCUAUGGAGAUUGCCACAAUAUUCUUUCGCCAGUCGACUACAGCAAGUGAAGCAAAGGAGAACAUAAAGGCAUUAAAUGACCAAAGAGAACGGAAUCUCAAGGCUCUUCAAGAAAAGACGAAAUGGAACAAGAAGGAGGUUCAACGUUUUAAUCCUGUCGAUGCUUUCCCUGGGGAUGCAAUAAUAUUUAUGAGGGUCUUGAAUCUUCUUAGAGGUCUUUCAGCUUCACUCAAUGUUAGGAUAGUUUAUCUGGACAUCAUGAGGCCUUUUGCUGAAUCAACUUUGCUAGGGAGUUUGAUGCGUGGACACAUACCUAACAGUCAGUGGAUUUAUGACUCUCCUGCUCACUCUGAUGUGGAGUCUAAAAUGAGAAAGUAUCUACUUGAGUUGGGAAGUGACAAAAUUUUAGGAAUACAAGUCUGUGCAUAUAAAGAUGGAAAAGUCAUAAUAGAUACUGCCGCUGGUAUGUUGGGGAGGUAUGACCCACGACCUGUUCAACCUGAUUCCCUCUUUCCUGUUUUCUCAGCGACAAAGGGUAUCACUGCUGGGAUGGUACAUUGGCUUGUCGACAAAGGGAAGUUGAAGUAUGACGAAAUAGUUGCCAACAUAUGGCCAAAAUUUGGAACUAAUAGAAAGGAGCUAAUAAAGGUGCACCAUCUCCUAAAUCAUACAUCCGGUCUGCACAAUGCAUUGGGGGAUGUGGUGAAAGAAGAUCCUUUGUUGGUAUGUGACUGGGAAGAGACACUAAACCAGAUUGCCAGGUGUACACCUGAGACUGAACCUGGUUCAGCACAAAGUUAUCAUUACCUAUCCUUUGGUUGGCUGUGUGGUGGAGUUAUAGAGCAUGCAUCUGGGAAGAAGUUCCAAGAGGUCUUAGAAGAGGCUAUUGUUUGUCCUCUUCACCUUGAUGGGGAGCUAUAUAUUGGCAUUCCACCAGGCGUUGAAUCUCGUUUAGCAUCCCUGACAGUUGACACUGAUGAACUUCAGAAGCUAUCAGGAAGGACAGGGCCAGAUGUGCCAUCGACUUUGCUGAACAAUGUUGCGCAGAUGGCAACUGGUAUACCGGUUCUUUUUAACACGCUAAAUAUGCGCCGGGCCAUUAUUCCUGCUGCCAAUGGUCACUGCUCUGCCCGUGCGCUUGCUCGAUACUACGCAGCGCUUGCAACUGGUGGCUCUAUUCCUCCGCCACACUCUGCUAACUCCAAGCCACCCCUCGGCAGCCAUGUGCAGACCCCCAAGUUCCCUACUACUCCACCCAAGAAGAGAAGAGGCACUGGAAAGAAGAAGGGUGGCAGUUCCACAGGAACUCUGCAAGAUGUGAGGAACACUGACAAGACGGGUUACAGCCAGCUACGCACUAGUGACGCCGACGAUGAAGCAGCAGGGGGUAGCGCCGCCAGGAUCUUCAGCAACGACAAGAUCCUUGACGCGUUCAUGGGCGUCGGCGAAUAUGAAAGCAUGAUACAUCCGAAUGGCAAGUUCGGGCUUGGGUUCAGGAGGUACAACAGCUCCAGCCGUAUGCUCAAGUGCUUCGGUCACUCCGGGAUGGGCGGGUCGACGGGGUUCUGCGACGUGGAGAACAACUUUGCCAUCGCGGUGAUGGUGAACAAGAUGUCUCUGGGAGGCGUCACGCGCGGCAUUGUCCGGUUCGUCUGCGAAGAGCUGGGCAUACCCGUGCCUGACGAGUUCUCUGCCUCUGGGGAGAAGGGACCUGACAUGGUGCUUAACCUUGCACCGUCUGAGCAACUAAGAUGAUGAUGAUGACCAUCAUCUUACCCUACUGAAAGAAGAAGCAAGCUGGCUUGCAUGCCAGUUUGAGAACUUUCGUUGUCGUACAAGAUAGCUAAUAGAAAGGAGAAAACAAAAUGAUUUUUCGCGGUAUAUAUACGACAGAAAGGCGUGCCAUUUUGAUUCGGAUAUGGCAUACCAAACUCCCAGGACUGUUUUACCCGGCAAAAUGUUAUCUGUGUAAUUUGAAUGGUGAAAAUAAAAUGGCAAACGGGUAUAGCGAUUUACAAA
This is a messenger RNA of Phragmites australis (common reed), 3467 nucleotides long. RefSeq lists its product as uncharacterized. Bases 378 to 3203 code for a protein of 941 amino acids. NCBI's taxonomy places the organism in Eukaryota, Viridiplantae, Streptophyta, Magnoliopsida, Poales, Poaceae. The transcript is spliced from 19 exons. The record is from RefSeq and is a predicted model, not a curated record. Gene Ontology annotation, cellular component: Golgi apparatus; endoplasmic reticulum.